Messenger RNA from Trichoplusia ni (cabbage looper), 4703 nucleotides. RefSeq lists its product as uncharacterized. NCBI's taxonomy places the organism in Eukaryota, Metazoa, Arthropoda, Insecta, Lepidoptera, Noctuidae. The record is from RefSeq and is a predicted model, not a curated record. Bases 161 to 2563 code for a protein of 800 amino acids. The transcript has 11 exons.
UAAUAAUCACGUUCAAUCAAAACGAACGGAUCAAAACAUUCGUUUUCAUUUGUGUCGCGGCGGUGGUUAUUUGUAUUUACGCCAAAUACACCAUAAAAAUGUGUUAAACUACUUUAAUACAUAAGUCUAUCACUUAAAUAAGUAAGUUUAUAAACCAACAAUGGAGAGAGUAAACUGCAGUUUACUCGUAAUAUCACUUUGUGUGUUAUUGUGGGGUGUGGCCGGCCAGUAUGAAUGGCAAAUUCGAGAUGCUUUUGAUGAAAUCCGAGGUAAAGUUGAUAAAGUAACAGCAGACAACUGCUUCAUUACGCAUCUCGAUGACUUAUACUUACCAGAAGACUCGGUGUCCCACCAUCCCGAUGUAAAAGAAAUCAACAUAAACCCAGUGUUCCCGAAUCGUACGGCGAUGUUGCAUUUACACAACAUGGCUAUGAACAGAGCGUUCUUCUGGAGUUACAUUCUCCAAUCACGGUUCAUCAGACCUGCCAUCAACGAUACCUAUGAUCCGGGCAUGAUGUAUUACUUCCUAUCGUCUGUAGCUGAUGUAUCAUCAAAUCCGUACAUAAACGCGAGUUCGUUAUAUUUCUCGCCGAACAUGUCUUACACAUCAUCGUACAGAGGAUUCUUCAAUAAGACUAUGCCUAGAUUCGCGCCAAGAGCCUUUAGAGCUGAUGACUUCAAUGACCCUGUACAUUUACAAAAGAUUUCUACUUUAAAUACAUUCCAUGUGGAAGAUUUAGGUGCCUUUGAUCCAGAGAGCUUGUCUAAGGAUUAUACGUCAGAGUUUUAUAGAAUCAAUGAAUGGUACAAGAAGUGGUUACCUGAUAGAGUUGACAAGAGACAUGACACAAAGACCACAUACCAAGUGGAGAUCAGAUACGCAAACAAUACUAAUGAGACAUUUACAUUCCACGGGCCACCUGGUAAUGAUGAGAACCCUGGUCCAGUAAAUUGGACGCGUCCAUACUUCGACUGUGGAAGACUCAACAAAUGGCUCGUGGCCGCGGUUUCACCUGUCGCUGAUAUAUUCCCGCGGCACACACAAUUCAGACAUAUUGAAUAUCCCACGUAUACAGCAGCUGUUGUAAUGGAGUUUGACUACGACAGAAUAGAUAUAAAUCAAUGUCCUCCGAGUUUAGGUAACGACAGACCGAAUAGAUUUGCGUCAACAGCGCGCUGUAAGGAAACUACUGAGUGCGAGCCCCUCCACGGUUGGGGUUUCCGUCGCGGCGGCUACCAGUGUCGCUGCGCGCCCGGGUACCGGCUCCCCAGCAUCGUACGAAGACCCUAUCUCGGAGAAAUCAUAGAGAGAGCUACUUCUGACCAGUAUUACAACAAUUUUGAUUGCAAGAAGAUUGGUUGGAUCCAGCGGCUGCCGGUGCAGUGGGAGCGCGCGCCCGCGUUCCUGCGCGCGCUGUACGUGGACCGGCACUACGAGUACGUGAACGCGAGCAGCGGCCCGGCCGCGCUGCACACCGAGCGCCUGAACGUCUACGAGGUGCUCAACUUCAUCAGGGGCGUGCAGCCCAACAACUGCUCCUUGUACACUCCGACGGAUUUGAUCCUCAAUGGCGAUAUUUCUUUUGGUCACGAGGAACAGUUUGAGAAUCAAGCUAAGAUGGCCCUUCGUCUAGCUAACUUCAUCAGUGCAUUUUUACAAGUAUCAGAUCCUAAAGAAGUGUUCAGUGGUAACAGGGUAGCUGACAAGCCUUUGACUGAAGAUCAGAUGAUAGGAGAGACUUUAUCUAUAGUGCUGGGCGACUCCAAGAUAUGGUCUGCUGGUACAUACUGGGAUAGAAACAAGUUCACGAACAGGACAUUCUUUGCACCAUUUGCCUACAAGACUGAAUUGAACACUAGGAAGUUUAAACUGGAAGAUCUUGCUCGAUUGAAUAAGACUGAGGAUGUAUACACCAACAAACCGUGGUUCCAAUUCUUAAAACAACGUUGGUCGACAAACUUCGACAGCUUAGAACAGUUCUUUUUAAAAAUGAAGAUUCGUGACGACGAGCUCGGCAAGUACUUGAAGAAGUACGAGAGGUUCCCGACGUACUACCGAGCGGCCAACCUCAAGCACGGCCACUGGACGCGGCCCUACUUCGACUGCGACGGACAUCUCAAGCAGUGGGUCGUGACAUACGCUGCGCCUUUCUUCGGGUGGGACAGCGUUAAGGUCAAAUUGGAGUUUAAGGGCGUGGUAGCAGUAACGAUGUCGCUGAUGUCUUUGGACAUCAACCAAUGCCCCGACAAGUAUUACGUACCCAACGCAUUCAAGGGAACCGACAAGUGUGAUAGAAGUUCUUCUUAUUGUGUACCAAUAUCGGGUCGUGGUUUCGAGGCGGGCGGCUACAAAUGCGAAUGCCUACAAGGCUACGAGUACCCCUUCGAAGACCCCAUCACAUACUACGACGGGCAGAUCGUAGAGGCAGAGUUCCAGAACAUUAUAGCGGAUAAGGAAACGCGUAUCGAUAUGUUUAAGUGCAGGCUCGCGGGCGCGGCUUCCAUACAAAGCAGUUUAGUCAUCUUGGUCACUGUUCUAUUCCUGGUUUUUAAGUUGAGGUAAUUAUAACAUUGAUAGAUACUUGAUACUUAAUGGCGAAGAUUUCGUAUAGAGAUUUUAUUGCAUAUCAUUAACAGUUUUUUUGAUGAUAGGCAUACAGCUGGUAAAAAAGUUAAGUUUACUGAUAAGAAUACAAGGUAAUUGGAAUUGGAGUGUAUAGUAACAUUAUACUGUUAAAUGCCAUUCCCGGAGCCUGACCGUUUAUCAGGGUCGGUUCAAAUUCUGUCUAAAAUAUACAAAGACAUCAAUAUUCAAAAGACAUAUUUGAUAUACCUUUAAGUCUUUGUUUGAAUAACAUAAAAAUAGCAGCUCACUUUGACUAACUCAUGUAUUAUCUUUUGUUUUUUGUAUUGUAUGUAAUUUAUGUAUGUCUGAAGUAGUUGGUAUUAAAUAUUAUCUGAGUAAUAGGAUGUGAUUUUCAAAAGAUGAACAAGUAGCUUUUUAUAUCAUCUGUAUAAUUAUUUGUAUGUAUUUAUAGAUGAAAAUGGCAAUAAUUUAAGUUGCCGAUUAAAAAAAAAUCUUAAAAUACUUGUGAUAAUUUAGUUACAAUGCGAUCUGUAAAUCAGCUUCUUUGGGGUUCAGGAGCAACAAAAAUACCUUAAAUUAGUCUUUUUGAUAAAUUAAAGGUAUAUUACGCGUAUACAAUGUAUAGUGCCCAUUUUGAAUCACGCCUUAUAAACUUGGUUUCAAAUCAAUUGAGAAACGUACCAAUCAAACUCUUCUAUAUAAACGGUAUGGUUACAUUUGGUACGUCUUAUGUUAAUGUAAUGUUGUACAAUACUGUAUCAACGCAAUGGCAGGCCAUUGCUAGCUGCCUGUACUUGGCCUUUGGCAACUCUCAUGAUAUUAUACUUGAAUCUCCUUUUUAUUGCAUUUAGCAUUUUAUAUCUCUUCAAAUGUACCUUUAAAGUGUACUUUUGUAUACUGCAGUUGGCAGCAUAUUUUGAUAUUAUUUUAUAGUUUAUUAUAAGGAUAAAGUCUAAGUUUUAAGAGUAUGUAUACACUACAGGUUUGUUUUCGUUUUCAACUCCAAAAUUAUUUACUUUAUAAAGAACUUUUGAAUUAUAUUAUGUUCAAGUCAUACUUACAUCUUGUAACUUUUUUUUUAUCAUCGUUUAUGCAUUUUUUUGCAUUUCUACUAUUAUAUAGAUCUUAUUAUACGUUUUGUAUGUUUGUGUAUAAUUUUGGUGUACACUUACGUUUUACUUAAUUUUACACCAUAGUUACAGAAAGCCGUCCAUUUUAGACUGACUUAUACUUAUAUAUUGCAGUAUUUUUACGAUAAAUCAACUGUAAGAAUAAUUUUAGUUAAGCAUGAUGUAUUUCGAUUUGUCCAGUGCAGUCGAUUGAUAAUUUUACGAUUGCGUGGAUUUUACUAAACGUUUGUAUUUUAUAUUUGAUCUUUGGUCAUGAAUAUUGUAUAAAGUAAUUACUGCAAUGGGCAUAUCUUGUACAUCAUAAAUCAUUUAGUUCAUAGUGUCGAAACGAAUGAGUCGAAUGAACCGUUCAAUUCAACAUAACUAUGUACGUCAUCCUGUAUAAGACAUUAAAGUAUUGUAGUGAAAUAGCAAUAGAUUGCACAAGUUACUUUAUUACUAAAAAAAUGUACAUGUCAAUUAUAUUUAGAGAUCUAUAUUAAAUCUAAUACAAUAUAUUGUCUGUAAAGAUUUCGUAAACUUAACGGUAGUCACUUCGCACAUUCCUGAAUACAACCAGAUAUUCUGCGGUCAUCGUAUUCAGAGACAUGAGCGAAGACAACAAACUAAAAGCACUGUUAUAUUAGAAAAAAUCUAUAAAAAAAUAAUCGUAUCUACAUUAAAAUAAUCAUAGAGUAUUAUAUUGUUCACGCAGUACAUACAAUAGUGUGUAUAUUUAUAUUUUAAAUAUUGAGAUACUUGAGAUACAAAACAGAAAAAAUUGAGAUACUGCUCCGAAAAUAAACGUUUUCUGGUUUAAUAUGAGCUAGGGUUUAAAUCCGGAGAAGAAAAAUUUGUAACGUAAUAUAGCGUAGAGCGAGGGCAAGCAAUAUAACGGCACUAUUAGUUUGUUUUCAUUGAAAAAUUGUGUGAAGUGUUCCUGCUGUAAUAUACCGUCCAUAAUAGUGCCUUUUUGUAAUGUUUGUAAUUAAAUCUUCUUUUAAAUA